UUCGAAUGUCUGAAUCGUCAAAGCUAGAAGCAAAUAUAAAAAGUUUUAGUCUUGAAAUGAUGUGUAAAGUCUAAAAUAUGAUAACUUAAAGGUAAGAAAAGAAAUAGAAAUGUGGGUAUGGGUUGAAAACGGGAAAGAUUUAAGGUGGUGUUAUGUUAAUUUAAACAGAGAGAGAACCGAGCGAGAAGGAGGCGAAGGAGGCAGAGCAGCAGUGCACAACAACGGAACUCUUUUCAGAGAAGAAUCAGAAUGGUCUGGGCUUUGUCAUCUCAACUCUUUCUCGUUUAGGCUGAGGCUGGGCUUCACUAUGUCUAUGGCGGACACAAAUACAAACUCAGUUGACGUGAUUUUGGACUUUCUUAGGAGGAACCGAUUCACCAGAGCUGAGGCUGCUUUGCUCAGUGAGAUCAGUAAUCGUCCGGACUUGAAUGCCUUCCUUCAGAAGCCUCAAGGUCAAGGUCAAGAACUCAUUGUCAAGGAAAUUGAGUGUGGAACCAAAUGGAAAACAACUUCGGAGGAUUUAUACUCCUGGAAGUUCAACCCCACCAAUGGUCCUGUCAAGGCCACUGUAUCCAAAUGUCAAACUGUUGAUGUAAUUGCAGCCAAUACCAAUUCAAAGUCUGGGUCAGGGGAGGAAAAUGCUGACAAAAAAUCCAUGUGGCCUGCAAGUAGUAGUAAAGCCUCUGUUGUGCAAAGCAAAGAACCUAGGGAACUUGAUCGCCAACUUAAAUUCAAUAGUUCAUCACUUGAAGUGAACUUCACAGAUAAUCCCUGCCCAAGAAAGGAUGAGAAUGUGAAUUCGUCUUCAGACUCUGGCAAAGAUUGUUCUGUCAAGACUGUCUUCCCCUUCUCAAAAGGGGAUGUGUCUACAAGCUUUGAUGGUGCCAGUUAUUCUUACAAAAUAGAGGAGAAAAAAAAGGUAGAAAUUAGUGAUACUAGGACAUCUAUUGAAGAGCAGGUGGGUGAAUUGGGGAGGCCUAUUUUCUUGGUCAAGACACCAGGCAGUUCUGAACAGAAGAUGAUAGGAAGCUUAAGUUUUCCUCUCCCCCCUGAAAAUCUGAAGGAGGAUAUUCCUAGGCUUCCUCCGGUUAAACUCAAGUCAGAUGACAAGCCCUUGGUUGUUAAUUGGGAGGAGAAGUUUGAGCGAGAUGGACCAACCUCAAAACUCCCUGGGGCUGAUAGCACUUUGCUUGUUGGUUCAUAUCUGGAUGUACCUAUUGGACAGGAAAUUAACCCUUCAGGUAUGAGGAAGGCUGCAGGGGGCUGUUGGUUAUCUGUAAGUCAAGGGAUAGCGGAGGAUACAUCUGAUCUUGUAUCAGGAUUUGCUACAGUUGGUGAUGAGUUGAGUGAAUCUAUUGAUUAUCCGAAUGAAUAUUGGGACUCCGAUGAAUAUGAUGAUGAUGAGGAUGUUGGGUACAUGAGACAACCUAUUGAGGAUGAGGCCUGGUUUUUGGCGCAUGAAAUUGAUUACCCUAGUGACAAUGAAAAGGGGACUGGACAUGGAAGUGUUCCAGAUCCUCAGGAAAGAGGUCCAGCCAAAGAUGAGGAUGACGAUCAAUCCUUUGCUGAGGAGGAUUCUUACUUUUCCGGGGAGCGAUAUCUUCAGGAAAAUAAUGUUGAACCUGUCACAGCUACUGAUGAUCCUAUUGGUCUAACACACACUGAGUAUGGAAGGACUAAUGAUAAUGAUUUAAUGGCUCAAUAUGAUGGACAAUUGAUGGAUGAAGAAGAAUUGAACCUAAUGUGUGCAGAACCGGUCUGGCGGGGCUUUGUCCCUCAGACAAAUGAACUCAUCAUGCUAGGAGAUGGGAGGGUUUUGAAUGAUAAUGUAAGAUCACGGCUAGAGGACAUCAGUAUGGAUGAUGAUCAACAUGGUUCAGUUAGGUCAAUUGGGGUAGGGAUCAACAGUGAUGCUGCAGAUAUUGGUAGUGAAGUGCGUGAAAGUUUGGUUGGUGGUAGUAGUGAAGGAGAUUUAGAAUAUUUCCGUGAUCGUGAUGCAGGACUUGGUGGUUCUAGGCACUCUCAUCAUGAUUUUGAUAAGAAAUCUACUAACAAAUCAAACAAAAAUAAGAACUACGAAAAGAGUGAAUCAAAUAAAUAUGUCAUAGGAUGUGAUAAAGAUGCACCGUUGCAGAUGAAAACUCAUGGUGAUGGAAACUUCUCAUUUCCCCUAUCUUUGAAGGAUGGCCAGAUGAUUCAGGCUUCCACCAAUAAGUCCCUGUGGUCAAAUAACGGCAACACAGAUGAAGCUGAUGACUGUCUUCAUGCAUUUGUGGGAACUGAUGACAUGCUUGCUUUGUGGAGGCGAAAGAGCAGUGAUUCUUCACCUGUUAAAAGUUCUAGGGAUGAGAAUAAUGCCGACAUUGUAAGAUCCACAAACUCUUCUCCAACAACAGUCUCAAAUUAUGGGUAUUCUGAAAGAGAGCAUGUGAAAGUAGAAGAUGAAAAGACUGGAAUUGCAAGGGAAGAUGAUCUUGGAGCAUCGCUAGAGGAUGAAGAGGUAGCUGCUGUGCAAGAGCAAGUAAGGCAGAUAAAGGCACAGGAGGAGGAAUUUGAAACCUUCAAUCUAAAGAUUGUGCACAGAAAAAACAGAACUGGCUUUGAGGAGGACAAGAAUUUCCAUGUUGUUUUAAAUUCUGUAAUAGCUGGGAGGUAUCAUGUUACUGAGUAUUUGGGAUCUGCUGCAUUUAGCAAAGCUAUACAAGCUCAUGACCUACAUACAGGCAUGGAUGUUUGUGUUAAAAUUAUAAAGAACAACAAGGACUUUUUUGACCAAAGUCUUGACGAGAUCAAGCUUCUCAAGUAUGUCAAUAAGCAUGAUCCUGCAGACAAGUAUCACAUUCUUCGAUUAUACGAUUAUUUCUAUUAUCGAGAGCAUUUGUUAAUAGUAUGUGAGCUACUUAAAGCAAACUUGUAUGAGUUUCAUAAAUUUAAUAGAGAAUCAGGUGGUGAAGUGUACUUUACAAUGCCAAGAUUGCAGUCAAUUACCAUUCAGUGUUUGGAAGCUCUUCAGUUUUUGCAUAGCCUUGGACUAAUACACUGCGACUUGAAACCAGAGAAUAUUUUGGUUAAAAGCUAUAGUAGGUGUGAGGUGAAGGUCAUUGAUCUUGGAAGUAGUUGUUUUGAAACAGAUCACCUUUGCUCUUAUGUUCAGUCAAGGUCCUAUCGUGCUCCUGAGGUUAUUUUGGGACUUCCAUAUGACAAGAAGAUUGAUAUCUGGUCUCUUGGCUGCAUCUUGGCAGAACUUUGUACUGGCAAUGUCCUCUUCCAAAAUGAUUCACCUGCAACAUUACUUGCUCGGGUGAUUGGGAUCAUUGGUCCAAUUGAUCAAAAUAUGCUUGCAAAAGGACGGGACACAUAUAAGUACUUCACCAAAAAUCACAUGCUUUAUGAAAGGAAUCAGGCCUUCACCUCCAGCAAGCCGGAGGCGCUCCACCACCACCUCUGCCAUUUCGCACAGUUGAAGGAGUUGGAGAUCGAAGAGGUGUGCAAGGCUCACUGCCAGGACUUCAUCUUCGCCGUCAACAACCUCCGAUCCCUCCUCUCCAAGGUUGAUUCGCUCAAGUCCUCUCUCUCCGAUUUCAACUCACGGCUCCAGCACGUCACGUGUCUGCUCCUCUUGCCACUCAACGCCUUUGUUGAGAAUGCAAUGCCUCGAAGAAUGUGAACAUCGCAAGCCAUCAACUCGGUCCACACGGACAAACCACCACUUAGUGGACGACAACUUCUGAUCAAGCGUGAGUAUGGACAAAACGGUGUCGGCCAUGCUGAAGCAGAUGCCGGAGAAGAUUAUAGAGAUUCAAUCCUACAUGAGAGGGAAGCGAACAAGGUCCCUCUGUACCUCUUUUACUUCAAAACACCAAAGCUUGAAUCAUUUCCCAAGUGGCGGUAUAACCCAAGUCACACGUUGCAGCAUUCACAAGUGGGUAUUCCCCUCCCUCUGCAAGCGUAGCCACUGUGAUCUUCUACUAAAGAUAGAUCUGCUUUAAUUCUUAUGAUUUUUGGUAUUCUAAAAUUUUGAUGUAGAUCUGUUCACCGUUGGACAUGUAAAGGAAAUUAUGAUGCUCAGAAGGUGUUUGAUAAUAGUUGAGUCAAAUUGUUUCUUGUUAUUGAUGAUGAUCUCUUUUGUUGUUUAUCCUCAAAUUGAUUUUUGUUGUCUGAGCAUUAUGGGUGCCUAAGCAUGUUCGGAUAUACACAAAAAAUUGCUUGUGAUCUAUUUAAAUUUGAUAUGAUCUUUUUUAAA
This is a messenger RNA of Glycine soja, 4243 nucleotides long. RefSeq lists its product as uncharacterized. Gene Ontology annotation, biological process: peptidyl-serine phosphorylation; peptidyl-threonine phosphorylation. The record is from RefSeq and is a predicted model, not a curated record. The transcript has 8 exons. The coding region runs from base 110 to 3667 and encodes 1185 amino acids. NCBI's taxonomy places the organism in Eukaryota, Viridiplantae, Streptophyta, Magnoliopsida, Fabales, Fabaceae. Gene Ontology annotation, cellular component: cytoplasm. Gene Ontology annotation, molecular function: protein tyrosine kinase activity; ATP binding; protein serine/threonine kinase activity.